Triplophysa dalaica is the source of this 3504-nucleotide messenger RNA. RefSeq names its product cyclin Y (gene ccny). Gene Ontology annotation, molecular function: protein kinase binding; cyclin-dependent protein serine/threonine kinase activator activity. Gene Ontology annotation, biological process: regulation of canonical Wnt signaling pathway; regulation of cyclin-dependent protein serine/threonine kinase activity. Gene Ontology annotation, cellular component: cytoplasmic cyclin-dependent protein kinase holoenzyme complex; plasma membrane. The transcript is spliced from 12 exons. NCBI's taxonomy places the organism in Eukaryota, Metazoa, Chordata, Actinopteri, Cypriniformes, Nemacheilidae. Bases 449 to 1522 code for a protein of 357 amino acids. The record is from RefSeq and is a predicted model, not a curated record.
UCAGGCGCUGAACCGGAAGCUGUUCCGUCCUAGUCGCGUCUGUAUGUGUAUGCGUGUGUCGCUUGAUUGUGGGCUCGGCGAUACACUGACAGCUGAAUGAUACAAUGUAACGGCGACGCGCGGAAAUGGAAUAAUCUCUUGAUGCACACACACACACACAUGUGAACAACACACAGAGGCGUUGUUAUUCAGCGUGUGUUGUUUUGAUGAGGGGACGGAAAGUCGUUAUACAAACAGCGCCGAUCGGUGAUUUAAAUGCAUUUAAUUUCAAUGGCUUUACGUGAGCAUUUUAAUCCGCUCGGCAUACUGCAAUGAUCUAAUAGCGGAUCGCGACUCCAGUGUUUGAUCCCAUCAUCCGCGGCUGUUACGCCCCAUCAUCUGUCGGGUGGGCUCCAUCGAUCAGAGGGCGGAUAUUUAUCAGCGUUGAUAUCUCCAGACACCAGGAAACAUGGGGAACAGCACUUCGUGCUGCGUGUCGUCCAGCCCGAAGAUCCGGAGGAACGCGCACUCGAGGCUGGAGCCGUACCGGCCCGAACCGGAGCUCAGUCGAGAGGACACGGGCUGCAACCUCCAGCACAUCAGCGACAGAGAGAACAUAGACGAACUCAACAUGGAGUACAACCCUUCGGACCACCCGCGUGCCAGCACCAUCUUUCUCAGCAAGUCCCAAACAGACGUUAUUUUACCCAACAAGAAAGUUCGGGAGAAAAGGAAAAGUCUGUAUGUCAACCAUUUAACACACAUUGCGGAGUCGAAGCAACAUCCGUCUGGUCCGAUAAGACGCAAGUACAGCUCCUGUUCCACCAUCUUCCUGGACGACAGCACCGUCAGCCAACCCAACCUCAAAUACACCAUCAAAUGCGUUGCGCUUGCAAUAUACUACCACAUAAAGAACAGAAAUGUUGACGGUCGAAUGCUGUUAGAUAUAUUUGAUGAAAAACUUCAUCCGCUUUCAAAAUCAGAGGUGCCCUCAGACUAUGACAAACACCACCCGGAACAGAAGCAGAUCUACCGAUUUGUCCGGACGCUCUUCAGUGCCGCCCAGCUCACAGCCGAGUGUGCCAUAGUUACUCUGGUGUAUUUGGAGAGAUUAUUAACAUACGCUGAGAUUGACAUCCUUCCUGCUAACUGGAAGAGGAUUGUUUUGGGUGCCAUCCUGUUGGCAUCUAAAGUGUGGGAUGAUCAGGCUGUGUGGAAUGUCGACUACUGCCAGAUUCUCAAAGACAUCACGGUUGAAGACAUGAACGAGCUGGAGCGUCAGUUUCUGGAGCUGCUGCAGUUCAAUAUUAAUGUUCCAUCCAGCGUCUACGCCAAGUACUACUUCGACCUGCGUUCGCUCUCCGAGGCUAACAAUCUCAGCUUCCCCCUGGAGCCUCUUAGCAGAGACAAGGCCCAGAAACUGGAGGCCAUCUCCAGGCUUUGUGACGACAAAUACAAAGACUUGAGAAAAGGAGCUAAGAAGCGCUCGGUGAGUGCGGAUAACCUGACAGUGGUUAGAUGGUCCCCGGCCAUUAUAUCCUAAUAAUGGUGGACUUCUGGGACUCUCACCUGAGACGGAGAGAAAGAGACUGUCGAAAGAAGCGUUCUCUAAGAGGACACAUAUGUGCUUAAUACCUCAGCAGGACUCUUAAGCCAGAGGCUUUUCUUUUGAAGAUUCUCCAUGCUGGUCGGACGGCUGCUGUAUAUACAAAACGAAAAUGAUCAAUUUCAAACCUGUGGCUUAGAGGACACGGAGAAUGAGGAUUCUGCUGCGGAUCAGAAGGAAUAGAGGAUGUGAACAUGUUAAAAGACCCCCAACGACAGGAACAGCAUUCAAACUGCUCUGUUUCAUAUGCGUUUUCACAGCGUAUUUCUUCACCACUAGAAUGGUUCAAAUUUCAUUUGUUGCUCGUGGCUGUGUCCUAACAGCCAAAAAACAGUAUAGCCAAAAGUAACUUUGCAAGAUUACCACUUCAGUUGCAGUUAAUGUUAUUUGAAAUUUUGUCCACAAUUUAUUUUUAUCUAAAGUAGAUCUAAAGAGAAAACAUCCUAAAUUACAUGUUACACAUUUAUAAUCAGACUUAAACAAUAUUAUAUAAUAGGAACAUAUCAAAUUUGGACCUCAGUCAUACAUUCCUAUAUACUGUGUAUUACAAGGCUGAUUAUAUUUACAUUUUAUUCUUUUUACCUUGCUAUUGUUUUAAUGCAUUAUCAAGCCAUUUAGGAUGUUUCAUGUUGUUUAAAAAAAAUAACGGAAGCUGGAAGGUGAGUAGAUGAAGGGAAAUAUUAGGGGUGCUCUGGCGGUCUCAAUGUGAAAUUCUUGAAGCGAUUGUCUAAUGAAAUUUCUCAUAAUUCUUUAAUACCAUGAAAACCCAUCAGACAGAAGUUUAAAAUGUCUGAAAUAUGUGGAAAGGUAAUAGACAGAUUGAAAUUUAUGGUUUUAUUAUGCCGUUUUAAAACCCAGAAUCUUUUUCACAAUGGCAUUCAAUUCUCAGAGCCCACAAAGGUGUUUAACCCUCACACUGUUUACCCGGUUAUAUAUAUGUCUGCUUCAUCAAAUGACAGAUAUGCACAUGCUGUCUUACUCUCAACUUAAUUUCUCCCAAAUUCUCAAAGCAAUACACGCACUGUGUUCCAUAUAAUAUAAUAUCUGCUUGACUGAUUAUAGCUAGCAAAUGAAAGGUCUAUGGGACUAGAUAUAGAGAUAGGAUUUUUAAGUGUAUUACAAUUGGUGAUAACAUAAAAGUGUCAUUAAUGAUGGUGUCACUGCGAUAAAAUGGUGAGACGGACUGCAGCGUUUUAUUUUUCAAUUAUGAUGUGACGAACCAUUGAAUUUUGUGAUUUGUGAGGGAGUCCUGCUGUAUCCACUGCCAUGCGCUUCACCCACAGUGCCUGCAUUUCGCGGGAACAGGGCCUUCGAUGUACCCUGUGAAGAUUAUUCUAAAAACUCCAUUUUAUUAUUAUAACUUGUUUUUAGUUUAAUUUCAAAUCAGUUCUUCCCAUUUCAGAACAUCAGCAAGUAUUGAAUUAUGUCGCCUGAUGUAUGUAUGAUUUCCAAAAUAUCUGUUGUAUUAUGCGGUUCACCUGCUAUUUCAGACUGAAAUUCUCCUGUGCGUGGAACUUCACUCAGAAAUACAUUGAGGAUUAAAACUACCCAAUUUUUUUUUGUAUAUUGUACAUACUUCAACAUGCUUAAAGAAAUUUGAUCUUGAGAUAUUUAUAUGUGACCAGUGUUAAUUCUUAAAUUCUGAACAGUGAUGGAUUCAGUUUCGAAGAUAUAUGUUGAUUUGGAGGAAUUUUAUGUGAUUUUAAACUUCUUCAAAUCUUUUUGGAGUCUGUCAUCAGUGAAGUUUAUGUUUUUUUCCUCUUCACAAAAGUGACAUGAGUGAUUUUGCAAGGUUACAGUAUGCUGAUGGGAAUGUAACUCUGCAAUAGGUUUUCUCUUUUCUUUCUCUAAACAUUUUAGAAACAAUUAAUUUGACGAUACUCCUAACAAAUCAAGCAAGAAUGUCUCUUUGUUUUCAA